AUGACAGAUCCUCACUCCAAUUUAUACGCUGGAACCUUCAACUUCAUGCCCCUCUAUUCUCACCACUCUUCUUUCACUUCCUACCCUCUUUCAUACUCAAACACCACCACCUUCUCUACUGUUCAAUCUGAAACCUCUUCCAUCUCUUGUGCAGCCCCUCCUUCUCCUCCUCUCAGAGAAGCCCUUCCUCUCAUAAGUCUCAUAAAGCAGAGGGAGAAUGAACCCUCCAACGGUGGUGGCGAAGCUGAAGAGAAAAGGGACAUAGAUGAGACCCUUUUGACUGAAGAUGGUGUUGAUGAAACUGUGGCAGUAGCACUGCGCAUAGGGCUUCCUAGCGUGGCUGCUUCUGAUCUUCUGGGAUCCAGGAAGAUUUCAGCUUGUGCACAGAUGUGUCAGAAAGGGGAAGUGAGUGUGAUUUCUGGACACCCUUUGGAUAGAUUAAACAAGGUUCGGUAUUGGAUUCCCACCCCUUCUCAGAUUCUCAUUGGUCCUACUCAGUUUUUAUGUUCUGUGUGCUCCAAGAGUUUCAACAGAUAUAAUAAUCUUCAGAUGCAUAUGUGGGGACAUGGAUCUCAAUAUAGAAAGGGGCCUGAUUCUCUAAAAGGAACACAACCAUCAACAAUGCUAAGGCUUCCAUGCUUUUGUUGUGCACCAGGUUGCAAGCACAACAUUGACCACCCAAGAGCAAGGCCUCUCAAGGAUUUCAGAACCCUUCAAACACACUACAAGAGAAAACAUGGUGUUAAACCCUACAUGUGCAGAAAAUGUGACAAACCAUUUGCAGUGAAGGGUGAUUGGAGGACACAUGAGAAGAACUGUGGCAAAAUAUGGUACUGUUUAUGUGGGUCUGAUUUCAAACACAAAAGAUCUCUAAAAGAUCACAUAAAGGCCUUUGGCCAUGGCCACGGAGCUGUUGACAUUGACUGCAUGCAGGAAGAUGAAGGUGCCUCAGAAAUUGAACAUGAUGGGGAUAGCUCAAUGUGA
This is a messenger RNA of Sphenostylis stenocarpa, 984 nucleotides long. NCBI's taxonomy places the organism in Eukaryota, Viridiplantae, Streptophyta, Magnoliopsida, Fabales, Fabaceae. The record is from the annotation of a GenBank genome assembly.